Messenger RNA from Triplophysa rosa, 8597 nucleotides. It is a transcript of the gene cilp2, whose product is annotated as cartilage intermediate layer protein 2. The record is from RefSeq and is a predicted model, not a curated record. The transcript is spliced from 10 exons. NCBI's taxonomy places the organism in Eukaryota, Metazoa, Chordata, Actinopteri, Cypriniformes, Nemacheilidae. The coding region runs from base 2749 to 6516 and encodes 1255 amino acids.
AUUGAGGAAACAUUUAAGUCUCUUGAGGUCUCCAAUUCAAAAAUACACAAAAUCUUUAAAGGUGAAGUGUGUCAUUUCUACGCCAACAUUGUCACCAUAACAAAACCUUUCGAGUUGUUUUAUAACAUCACAGAUCCAAUGUGUUUACAAAAUCAUUUACGCUUUUUUAAGCAAAUCAAUCUGCAAAUUGUUUAUUUUAAUUUGUCGCAAAAAAUCACACUUCACCUUUAAUGUUGGAUAAUGUUCCAAGUGCAUUACCCUGAUAGUGCCUCCGAAUGUAUACAACACCUAAAAAACCAAUGUUACUCCGAUACAAACUAGUCGACGAUAUUCUGACGAUGAAAAACGUGUGUGUAUAUUAUUUUGUUAUUACUGUACAAUGUACACAUUUGUUUACCUAGUUGUUUACAAGCUGAAUGAAGUUGAGAGGUCUGAAGUUCAAAUAAAUUAUCUAUGUAAAAACAGUUCUCCACGUUAAUUGAAAUUCAAAUGUCGGAAAUUCAAAGUUGAAAACAUGCGGAUGUUAUUAUUUAGCCAGGAGUGUUGGAUCGGCAAGCUAUUGGAAUAUGCGGCCCAUUAGCCAAUAUUUGGGAACAAAAGGGUAGCUAAGACCUUUAGACCGUACAGUAUAUUAUUUCUUCCCAGAGAUUUACUCGAAAGUCAGGAAAAAGCGUGGGUGAUAUAAAGGAAUGUUUGAGGAGUGGUUACAGUAGGUGAGCAGUAGCAGUUUAAUGACGCAUUAUAAAUGCCCCUGUGGGCCAUUUAGGGAUGUAAACGUGAGAUCCCAAAAUUAGGCAUGACGACCUCCAAAAUCAAAGCUUAUUAUAGACAAGACAUACAGGGAUAUUUGAAGUACACAUUCUACAUUUCUGUCCACCCCGUCUGAAGGCCAAAUGUAAGUUUAUUGUCAUUUAAUAAGAAUAGGGAGCCUACAAAAGGUGACAGGCAAGAGAAGUCAUAUGCGGUCAAUAUGGUAACAAGGAAAAUAUGAAGAUCUGUUUAGACUGAAAGAAUCGGGAAAAUAUUUUGGUCUGUGCUUGCACUGAAUACUUGGCUGUUUAUUCGGUUUUGAUUACAUUUGCCAUCUUUGACCUUCGCGAUUUCUGAUUUUGACUCAUUUUGAGGAAUGUCCCGUCACAGACCACAAUGUCUCAAUUUGCAACACGAUAUAUCAAAUUUUCCUCAUGAUUGACUCUUUUAGCCAAAAUAAUAUCGAAGUUGGUCCAUGAACAUGUGUUCUGUUCCAGACCGUACUGUACAUGUUGCAUGCAUGGGAACAUUUACAGUACAAAUAGUUAGACACAAUUACCUCUGCUUAUGAGCCAUGAGACUUCAAAGUUUUGAGUGUUGAGCUCUGGCCCACCAGACACCCCAUUCCAACGUAGCCAUCUUGCAUUUUACGACUCAAUAUAAGCAAACCAUCUGCUAUUGACAAAUUGUACAAAAAAAAACAUUUACAGGGUCCAGUGUAUAAAAUGUAGUGGCAUCUAGUGGUAAGGUUACGAAUUACAACAAACUCACUCCACCCCUCCGCUUUGAAGCACUACGGUGGCUGACACGGGACUAAGAUUUUUCUUCUUUGCUGAAGGAAAUAAUGUAUUUACGAAACGCAUAGAGAAGUUUGUCCGUUUAGGGCUACUGUAGAAACAACAUGGUGAAUUCCAUGCAAGGAGACCCGUGGUGUAUGUAGAUAGACAUAGCUCAUUUGAAGGUGAUAAAAACAACGCUUCAUUAUGUAAAGUCUUAAUACACGUCUGAAGACAUAGGUAUGUAUUUAUAUACAUAUUGCAUUUGCAUAUUGCAUUUCUGUUAAUAGAUUCUCCAAAAAACAUGGACCUUAAAACAAUGUGAAAGAGUUAUUGUGAGUCGGGAUCCGUGACAGAUGAUGUAUUACAAAAUGUCAACCAUUCCGUUGUUUACAACCCACCUUUUGGCUUGUUUAUUUUUACCAAGCAGGUGCUUCAUGUCACGGUCUGUUAAUGAGUCAUGUUGUACGUUUCAGGAGCAUUCCGGAAAUGCUCUACAAGGAUGUUCAGUCCUGUUCCUGGAGGGCCGCAGCGUUUAAGUCCAACUUUAAUCAAACACACCUUUAACGCCAAGCCAUCCUGGAACUUUGGUGGUUUGAGGUGGUUUUUGUGCGGUAAGGUCUGCACAACGGUGGCCCUCCAGGAGCAAGACUGGAUACCCCCCUGUAUUGCAAAGUUGCACGGCAUAGCAAAACAUAAAUGAAAAUCUGCUGCGAAAUGAAUUUUAAAUUGAAAUCAUCUGCCGACGAUACUGCGCGUUAAUGUCUUUAUUUGUAAUCAAAUUGACAACUAUUUCAAGUAGGAUGCCAGCCAGGAACAUCAUAAGACACACAAUGUGAUUUAUUGUCCUCCUAACCGCGCAGAUGAAGUAAUGAACUUGAUGAAAAACAAAAACAUAAUGUUUUUCUGAUGCAACCUUCACCUUUCUCCUACAUCUGUGUGUUGUUCUUUGUCUGCUGGAAUGAUAUAAAGACACAGAUGUUAAUGCACCAGCCAAUGGCGAGCAAAAGGGGGCCGGGCUGGACCCCUCUUCACUCCAUCCUGUCUUUUAAAACUCUGGGUACUUCACAGAACUCCAUCAGACUUGAAGGACACGGGAAAAUUAACUCAGAUUUUUCCGUCAAGUCACGCAAGAACUUGACAUAACUAUCUAUUUUUCAUUUUUUUCUCCCCCUUUUAUUUAUUUAUUUUUUGUUACCAGCAGUGUCCCGUCAGUGACAGUAUGUGGAACAUCCCAGUGGUGACAUUGGUCCUGUCUACUCUGUUUGUAUUGUGUCUGGCACAAGGGCCUAUCUGGGACAGCUCACAUCUUCGAAGAUUAAACCAAACAGACAGGAACAGAAAACUGGCGUACAACAGCUUCUUAGAACCACAGACCACAGGCGUGACCGAGUGGACAUCCUGGUUUAACAUCGAUCAUCCAGGAGGAAAUGGGGACUACGAGAGGUUGGAGGCCAUUCGCUUCUACUAUCGGGAAAGGGUAUGUGCACGACCUGUAGCCAUGGAGGCCCGUACCACAGACUGGGUCGCAGCUGCGGAUACAGGGGAGGUGGUACAUUCCAGUCUGGAGAAAGGCUUCUGGUGCAUCAAUAAGGAGCAGCCAUAUGGCCGCAGUUGCUCCAACUACCAUGUGCGAUUCCAGUGUCCGCCAGUUCACUCCUUCUGGACCGAAUGGGGCGGGUGGACGCCUUGCUCUGCCACCGCCUGUAAUGAUGUCGGAAUCCAAGUUCGUCAGAGGAAAUGCAUGAGCACGCAGCCUCUUCCGUUACUGCUUUCUCCCAUCUGCGUGGGUCCUCAAGUAGAGCGGAGAGAGUGUUCGACCCCGCCAUGCCAAGCCAUGUGGAGCAACUGGGGUUCCUGGAGCGCUUGCUCGGUGACCUGUGGGAAAGGUCGCAGGACAAGACGAAGAAACUGUCACAGAUCUUCAACCAAGAUCCAGUGCACAGGACGACCCACAGAGGUCCAGAAGUGUGGAAACGCAUGUCCAGUGGCGUGUAAACUUGACUGUACUGUGGGGCGUCCCAGUAAUGACUGCAGCUACUGUAUCUGUCAAGGACCGACAUUACACGGGGAGGUCUUCAGUGUCACAGGUGUACCAGUGGCUAAUGCUACAGUGGCUCUAGCCAACCAAGCCAAAAUCAUCCGUGCUCAAACUGAUGCCCAGGGUCAGUUUAAGAUUGAUGAGCUAUGUUCCACCCUGGAGACCAAAGUAAUUGUCAGCAAAGAGAAGUUUGCUCCUGUCACGGUCCCUGUUUUCAGUAACAGCACUGAUACAUUCUGGGUACGGGCCAUCUUACGAUCCUCAGAGAAACCUUAUAUUGUGAAGCAUCCAGAGGACAAAGUACGGUACAAGGGACAGCGUGCAAGUCUUUGCUGUACAGCAACUGGAAUGCCUAAACCUGACAAAUAUUACUGGUACCACAAUGGAACUUUACUGGAUCGUGCCAUAUACAAGUAUGAUGAAAAAAUAAUAUUGCGGGACCUGAAACAAGAACAGUCAGGACGGUAUCACUGCAAAGCAACCAGUCCAGCAGGAAGCAUCAAGUCUACAUCAGCCCUUCUCACUGUUUUUGCUAAAGGGACACCAGCAUGCAAUGCUACACCUGAAACUCACCUGAUCAAAUUGCCCUCCGACUGCAGGCAGCCUAGAACAGACUCCAAGUUUUACAAUGCAGGUCGCUGUCCACACAACAAAUGUCCUGGGUCAUUGGACUUUGACAUGCGCUGCAAAGACGGAUCCGGCUUCUGCUGUGGGGUUAAACAAAUGGAGCCUCGAGAGAUCAAGUGUGGCCGGUACAACCUGCCUAUCAAGGUUGUGAAGGAGUGUGGGUGUCAGACUUGCGUGGAGCCCAAAGUGCUUGUACGUGGAAGGGUGGUUGCAGCGGAUGAUGACGAACCCUUGCGUUUCGGACACAUUUACUUGGGUAAAGAACGGGUAGGCACGACAGGAUAUCAGGGUGGGUUCACAAUUCAGGUUUCUCCAGACACGCAGCGACUUGUGGUAAACUUUGUGGACCCCUCUCAGAAGUUCAUCGAUACAAUUAAAGUCUUCAUCUUUGACAAGAGAGGAGGGUCGGUCUAUCACGAUGUAAAAGUGAUGAGAAAGCAGGAACCUGUUGAUAUCAACGCUGCAGAAACUAAUACAAUUUAUCUAGGAGAAAUUGAAGGAGAGGACCCCAUCGGUCAGCUGAUUAUACCUCCAAACUCUUUUCACAAAAACACAGGGGAGGUGUACGAAGGAACGGUCAAGGCCAGCGUCACGUUCCUUGACCCGCGCAACAUCACCACGGCCGCUGCAACCCCGGGUGACCUCAACUUUGUUGACGAUGAGGGAGAAAUGCUUCCUCUCAGGACAUAUGGAAUGUUUUCGGUUGAUUUCCGAGAUGAGAAAAACCAGGAGGUUCUAGGUGCCGGCGGAGUCCAGGUCCUCCUUGAUACAGAGCAUGUCAAAAUGCAGGAGCAUAUCCCUGCUAUGAAACUCUGGUCCCUUCAUCCGGACACAGGCAUUUGGGAGGAGGAGAGUGGCUUUCAGCCCAAACAAACUACAAUCACUGGUAAUGGGAGGAACAAAAGAGAGGAGCGCACAUUCCUGAUAGGAAAUAUGGAAAUCAGGGAACGUAGGAUGUUCAACCUGGAUGUACCUGAAAAUCGCAGAUGUUAUGUCAAGGUGCGGGCAUAUAUGAGCGACAAGUUCCUACCCUCUGAGCAACUAGAAGGAGUGGUUAUAAACCUGAUAAACCUGGAGCCCAAGCCUGGCUACUCAUCAAAUCCGAGGGCCUGGGGUCGCUUUGACAGUGUGAUAACAGGACCAAAUGGUGCUUGUCUGCCAGCCUUCUGCGAUGCUCAGAGAGCUGACGCAUACACCGCUUACAUCACAGCCUUAAUGGGGGGUGAGGAACUGGAAGCAGCUCCCUCAUCACCAAAAAUGAACCCAAACAUUAUUGGUGUGUCUCAGCCAUACUUGGGGAAAUUGGAUUACCAGAGAUCGGAUCACGAAGAUCCGGCACUUAAAAAAACGGCAUUCCAAAUUAACCUAGCCAAACCCAACCCUAAUAAUUUUGAUGAAACGAACGGGCCAAUAUAUCCCUACCAGAAUUUAAUUACAUGUGAAAAUGCACCUGUUGCUGCCAACCACUUUCGCUUUUUCCGUGUUGAAAAAGAUAAAUACGAGUAUAACGUGGUGCCUUUUGAAGAGAGCGACCUCACGUCAUGGACUGGGGAUUAUCUUUCCUGGUGGCCAAACCCGCAGGAGUUCAGGGCUUGCUACAUCAAAGUUAAAAUUCAAGGAGCUUCAGAAAUCAUGGUGAGGUCAAGGAACCUUGGUGGCACUCACCCUCAGACCAGAGGUCAGAUGUAUGGCAUUAGAGACAUUCGAAGCACCCGUGACUUACACCAACCGAACACCUCCGCCGCUUGUCUUGAAUUUAAGUGUAGCGGGAUGCUUUUUGAUCUAGAUACUGUCGACAGGACAGUCAUUUCCAUCAUCCCGCAAGCCAAUUGCCGUCGGAUAGGCAUCAACAACCUCCUGCAAGAGUAUCUCAUAAAGCACCCACCUGCUCUUCAAAACAAUGAGUCUCACGCAUUUAAUAUGUUAGCUCCUGUUGAUCCCCUAGGACACAAUUACGGAAUAUACACCGUCACAGACCAGAACCCACGCGUUGCAAAAGAGAUCGCCAUAGGCCGUUGCUUUGAUGGCACCUCAGAUGGUUUUUCCAGGGAGAUGAAGUCAAAUACUGGAGUGGCACUUACUUUCAGCUGCCCCAAAAGAACUGUGAAUCGUGAGAGUUUAUUUCAGCGCUUGCAAACAAAUCCUGGCCUAACACUAACACAGAUGGCCCGGGAGAUGAGGGAGUCCCAAGGACUUCAAGUCAGACGAGGGUCAACCCAAAUGGUGGCCUAUCCGUUCGGCCAACAGGGCAGGAGCCAGAACCGCAGAGCCACGAACACUAACAGAAGACGACCCAUUUCAAGGACACAACCAAGAAAGUAGAUCUUCCUCUAGGUCUUUCGGGUUUAAGAGAACAAAGAAGAAAGGUUUACAAAACCUGCUAUCGAAAUCCACAACUUGGUCAGCCUGGUGAAUUCAGACUUGAUUUAUCUGAACACAUUUAAACUCUUGCUUCUUGAGUAUGGAGAACUGUCGUCUCACAGUUCCCUACUCAAAGUUUACUGCAUUAAGAUGUUUCGGUAACACUUUACUUGAAGGUGUGUUCAUAAGACUGACAUGACACCUUCAUAAUCAUGACAUGACACAUGUCAUGAAUAUGAAGAUUUUAUGCAUGUUUCUGACAACUGUCAUUAAGUGUCAUUCGCUGAUUUGUGUCAUUUUUAAUGCAAAGAUGACAUUGUUUGGUAUGGUUUGGUAUGAAAAAAUGGUUUUAUAACAGUGUCAUGAAUACUUUUCUUGACCUCAACUACAGUGGUACGAAUUAACAUGUUUAUGACAGGUUAUGUUGUCUUGGUAAUGUCAAGUUGUCAUGACAAAGACACUGACAGGUUAUGAUGUAUUGCUUUAUGUCAAGUUGUCAUAACAAAGACAACUCAAACAAUGUCAUCUUUGCAUUAAAAAUGACAUAAAUCAGCGAAUGACACUUAAUGACAGUUGUCAUAGACGUGCAUAAAAUCUCCUUUAGAUUAUGAAGGUGUCGUGUCAGUCUUAUGAACCUCCCUUCAAAUAAAGUGUUACUGAUUUUUCUUGUAUGAUCAGUGCAAACCGGUUAAAAGGCUCAUCCUGGAUGAUUUUAUUUAUUUUAAUUAUUUCAAAGUUUGUGACAGCAGUACAGUCAACAUCAAUCUUUAUGUAGACAACCCUUUACCAGUUUCUACCAGUGUCUGACAGUAAGCCAAACAAGGGGUUGAGGUCAGAUGUGAUGGCUGCUAACUUUUGUUGUCGUUGACAUUGUAUGUUAAAAAAACUGGAUGCAAUAAAGCAAACUUGAGGCCGCAAAGACAUUCCAGUUACGAUUUAGCCACCCUUCAGUCUGACCAAACCACCACUGACCCCAGCCAAAAACAGCAUCCUUUAGCAAAACGGAUUUUCAAACUAAACAAAUCUGCGGUGAGACGUAAUCAAUGAUAUUAUGGUCCUACAGCAUAACUUCAAACACAAACUACAAUAUGGCAAAACUGUUAUGGCUGGCCUAAUUAAAAGUCUUCUUUUGUUAUGAAAACACAGUGCAGGUGUUCUACUCGUAUGAUAAAACUGAUUGUAUAUAGUUUUUUGUGGGUCUCUGUCUUGUUUUUUUCUAGUGCAAUAUUUUGUUCCAAUGACUUGAGAGCCCUAACAAAAAUAGUCUAUGUUAUGAGCCAAUCAACCAUAGGUCUGUUUAAAACGUUGGGCAAUCCCUUAGUAAGUGUAUAUCUGAUUUUCAAAUUACUCCAUGCGUGGGAAUCUGAGUAUCUUGCCAAGCAAAAGCAACCUCUUCUCAUAUUCAGCCAGCUGACAAUGCAACAAACACAGUUGCAGUUUAUGAAGUAUCCCUGGGAUUGUUCGAAAACUGUUUUAAAAAUCCAACUGCGUCUUUUAAACAUUUAACGAAUCAGAGAAGCCGCUGGUCAACUGUAUUUAUUGAAAUACUUUUUGUGGGUAGCGUUGCAAAUUGGAUUUCAUUAUUGUAAUUCAUCUCUAAUCCCUUUAUGGUUUGCACCAACACAGGCUAGCAAGAGAUUUUAAGGCUUCAAAUUGCAUUGUGGGAUUAAAGGCACGUUUGAAUAAAUAAUGGUGCAAAAGUUAAUUUCCUGUGUAUCAAGAGAUGGGUAGCUUAAUGUGGGUCAAGUUUAAACAACACUAUGGAGUAAAAUCAAAUUAAAUAUUCUAUGAAAUAUAAAAACAAAAUUGUACCAAAAAGUGCAAAGUUGUAAUGCUUAGUCCAGACGUAAUUGUAAAAGAUUUUUCAUGUGAAAAGUAUAUAUAAUGUAUCAUAAAAAGCAUUUUUACCCAUAAGUCGAGUGGUGCCGUGGACAUCAUGUUCAUCUACAUUCUUUCCAGUUUUUUGCUAUAACCAAAGCACAUAUCUUUAAACAAGUUAAUAAUGUUUCCGUCCCAGACAGUCUCACCUGAUUCUGAGUCAU